Molecule: messenger RNA, 168 nt
Organism: Mus caroli (Ryukyu mouse)
Lineage: Eukaryota; Metazoa; Chordata; Mammalia; Rodentia; Muridae
Source: RefSeq, a predicted model, not a curated record
AUGAAGAUACUUGUCCUCCUCUCUGCCCUCGUCCUGCUGGCCUUCCAGGUCCAGGCUGCCUUGAGAGAUCUGGGAUGCUAUUGUAGAAAAAGAGGCUGCACAAGAAGAGAACGCAUUAAUGGGACUUGCAGAAAGGGUCAUUUAAUGUACACGCUCUGCUGCCUCUGA